CAUUCCAUCACCCGCCCCAUUCUCCCGCUUUCCAUCACCCCGCCCCAUUCUCCCGCUUUCCAUCACCCUGCCCCAUUCUCCCGCUUUCAUCACCCCGCCCCAUUCUUCCGCUUUCCAUCACCCCGCCCCAUUCACCCUCUUUCCAUCACCCCGCCCAUUCUCCAGCUUUCCAUCACCCCACCCCAUUCUCCCGCUUUCCAUCACCCCGCCCCAUUCUCCCGCUUUCCAUCACCCCGCCCCAUUCUCCUGCUUUCCAUCACCCCGCCCUAUUCUCCCCUCUUCCAUCACCCCGCCCCAUUCUCCCGCUUUCCGUCACCCAGCCCCAUUAUCCCGCUUUCCAUCACCCGCCCCAUUUUCCCGCUUUCCAUCACCCCGCCCCAUUCUCCCGCUUUCCAUCACCCCGCCCCAUUCUCAAGCUUUCCAUCACCUCGCCCCAUGCUCCCGCUUUCCAUCACCCCGCCCCAUUCUCCCGCUUUCCGUCACCCCGCCCCAUUCUUCCGCUUUCCAUUACCCCGCCCCAUUCUCCCGCUUUCCAUCACCCCGCCCCAUUCUCCCGCUUACCAUCACUUCGCCCCAUUCUCCCGCUUUCCAUCACCCCGCCCCUUUCUUCCUCUUUCCAUCACCCCGCCCCAUUCUCCCGCUUUCCAUCUCCCCGCCCCAUUCUCCCGCUUUCCAUCACCCCGCCCCAUUCUCCCGCUUUCCAUCACCCCCCCCCCAUUCUCCCGCUUUCCAUCACCCUGCCCCAUUCUCCCUCUUUUAAUCACCCGCCCCUUUCUCCCUCUUUCCAUUACCCCACCCCAUUCUCCCUCUUUCCAUCACCCCGCCCCAUUCUCCCGCUUUCCAUCAUCCCGCCCCAUUCUCCCGCUUUCCAUCACCCCGCCCCAUUCUCCCUCUUUCCAUCACCCCGCCCCAUUCUCCCGCUUUCCAUCACCCCGCCCCAUUCUCCCUCUUUCCAUCACCCCGCCCCAUUCUCCCGCUUUCCAUCACCCCGCCCCAUUCUCCUGCUUUCCAUCACUCUGCCCCAUUCUCCCGCUUUCCAUCACCCCACCCCAUUCUCCCGCUUUCCAUCACCCUGCCCCAUUCUCCCGCUUUCCAUCACCCCGACCCAUUCUCCCUCUUUUCAUCACCCCGCCCCAUUCUCCCUCUUUCCAUCACCCCGCCCUAUUCUCCCUCUUUCCAUCACCCAACCCCAUUCUCCCGCUUUCCAACACCCCGCCCCAUUCUCCCGCUCCAUCACCCCGCCCUAUUCUCCCGCUUCCCAUCACCCGGCCCCAUUCUCCCGCUUUCCAUCACCCGGCCCCAUUCUCCCGCUUUCCAUCACCCCGCCCCAUUCUUCCGAUUUCCAUCACCCCGCCCCAUUCUCCCGCUUCCCAUCACCCCGCCCCAUUCUCCCGCUUUGCAUCACCCUGCCCCAUUCUCCCUCUUUCCAUCACCGUGCCCCAUUCUUCUGCUUUUCAUCACCCCGCCCCAUUCUCCCUCUUUCCAUCACCCCGCCCCAUUCUUCCGCUUUUCAUCACCCCGCCCCAUUCUCCCUCUUUCCAUCACCCUGCCCCAUUCCCCCUCUUUCCAUCAGCCCGCCCCAUUCUCCCGCUUUCCACCACCCUGCCCCAUUCUCCCGCUUUCCAUCACCCCGCCCCAUUCUCCCGCUUUCCAUCACCCCGCCCCAUUCUCCCGCUUUCCAUCACCCCGCCCCAUUUCCCGCUUUCCAUCACCCCACCCCAUCCUCCCACCUUCUAUCACCCCGCCCCAUUCUCCCUCCUUCCAUCACCCCGCCGCAUUCUCCCGCUUUCCAUCACCUCGCCCCAUUCUCCCGCUUUCCAUCACCCCGCCCCGUUCUCCCGCUUUCCAUCACCCCGCCCAAUUCUCCCGCUUUCCAUCACCCCGCCCCAUUCUCCCGCUUUCCAUCACCCCGCCCAAUUCUCCCGCUUUCCAUCACCCCGCCCCAUUCCACUGCUUUCCAUCACCCCGCCCCAUUCUCCCGCUUUCCAUCACCCCGCCCCGUUCUCACGCUUUCCAUCACCCCACCCAAUUCUCCCGUUUUCCAUCACCCCGCCCCAUUCUCCUGCUUUCCAUCACCCUGCCCCAUUCUCCCUCUUUGCAUCACCCCGCCCCAUUCUCCCUCCUUCCAUCACCCCGCCCAAUUCUCCGCUUCCCAUAACCCCAGCCCCAACUCUCGCUUUCCAUCACCCCGCCACAUUCUCCCACUUUCCAUCACCCCGCCCCAUUCUCCCUCCUUCCAUCACCCCGCCCCAUUCUCCCUCCUUCCAUCACCCCGCCCCAUUCUCCCGCUUUCCAUCUCCCCGCCCCAUUCUCCCGCUUUCCAUCACCCUGCCCCAUUCUCCCGCUUUCCAUCACCCCGCCCCAUUCUUCCACUUCCCAUCAUCCCGCCCCAUUCCUCCGCUUUCCAUCACCCCUCCCCAUUCUCCCUCCUUCCAUCACCCCGACCCAUUCUCCCGCUUUCCAUCACCCGCCCCAUUCUCCUGCUUUCCAUCACCUCGCCCCAUUCUCCGGCUUUCCAUCACCCCGCCUCAUUCUUCUUCUUUCCAUCACCCCGCCCCAUUCUCCCGCUUUCCAUCACCCCGCACCAUUCACCCAAUUUCCAUCACCCGCCCCAUCUCCUGCUUUCCAUCACCCCGCCCCAUUCUCCCGCUCUCCAUCACCCCGCCCCAUUCUCCCGCUUUUCAUCACCCCGCCCCAUUCCCCCGCUUUCCAACACCCCUCCCUAUUCUCCCGCUUUCCAUCACCCCGCCCCGUUCUCCCGCUUUCCAUCAGCCCGCCCCAUUUUCCCGCUUUCCAUCACCCCGCACCAUUCUUCCGCUUCCCAUCAUCCCAUCCCAUUCCCCCCCUUUCCAUCACCCCUCCCCAUUCUCCCUCCUUCCAUCACCCCGCCCCAUUCUCCCCCUUUCCAUCACCCGCCACAUUCUCCCGCUUUCCAUCACCCCGCCCCAUUCUUCUGCUUUCCAUCACCCCGCCCCAUUCUCCCGCUUUCCAUCACCCUGCCCCAUUCACCCGCUUUCCAUCACCCGCCCCAUUCUCCCGCUUUCCAUCACCCCGCCCCAUUCUCCCGCUUUCCAUCACCCCGCCCCAUUCUCCCGCUUUCCAUCACCCCGCACCAUUCUCCCGCUUUCCAUCACCCCGCCCAAUUCUCCCGCUUUCCAUCACUCCGCCCCAUUCUCCCGCUUUCCAUCACCCCGACCCAUUCUCCCACUUUCCAUCACCCCGCCCCAUUCUCCCUCCUUUCAUCACCCCGCCUCAUUCUCCCUCCUUCCAUCACCCCGCCCCAUUCUCCCGCUUUCCAUCACCCCGCCCCAUUCUCCCGCUUUCCAUCACCCUGCCCCAUUCUCCCGCUUUCCAUCACCCCGCCCCAUUUUCCCGCUUUCCAUCACCCUGCCCCAAUCUCCCGCUUUCCAUCACCCCACCCCAUUCUCCCUCCUUCCAUCACCCCGCCCCAUUCUCCCACUUUCCAUCACCCCGCCCCAUUCUCCCGCUUUCCAUCACCCAGCCCCAUUCUCCCGCUUUCCAUCACCCCGCCCCAUUCUCCCGCUUUCCAUCACCCCGCCCCAUUCUCCCUCCUUCCAUCACCCCGCCACAUUCUCCCGCUUUCCAUCACCCUGCCCCAUUCUCCCUCCUUCCAUCACCCCGCCCCAUUCUCCCUCCUUCCAUCACCCCGCCCCAUUCUCCCGCUUUCCAUCACCCCGCCCCAUUCUCCCGCUUUCCCAUCACACCGCCCCAUUCUCCCGCUUUCCAUCACCCCGCCCCAUUCUCCCGCUUUCCAUCAUCCCGCCCCAUUCUCCCUCCUUCCAUCACCCCGCCCCAUUCUCCUGCUUUCCAUCACUCCGCCCCAUUCUCCCUCCUUCCAUCACCCCGCCCCAUUCUCCCUCCUUCCAUCACCCCGCCCCAUUCUCCCGCUUUCCAUCACCCCGCCCCAAUCUCCCACUUCCCAUAACCCCACCCCAUUCUCCCGCUUUCCAUCACCCCGCCACAUUCUCCCACUUUCCAUCACCCCGCCCCCUUCUCUCUCCUUCCAUCACCCUGCCCCAUUCUCCCUCCUUCCAUCACCCCGACCCAUUCUCCCGCUUUCCAUCAGCCCGCCCCAUUCUCCAGCUUUCCAUCACCCCUCCCCUUUCUCCCACUUUCCAUCUCCCCGCCCCAUUCUCCCGCUUCCCAUCACCCCGCCCCAUUCUCCCGCUUUCCAUCACCCCGCCCCAUUCUUCCGCUUCCCAUCACCCCGCCCCAUUCUCCCGCUUUCCAUCACCCCGCCCCAUUCUCCCUCUUUCUAUCACCCCUCCCCAUUCUCCCGCUUUCCAUCACCCCGCCCAAUUCUCCCUCUUUCUAUCACCCCGCCCCAUUCUCCCGCAUUCCAUCACCCCGCCCCAUUUUCCCUCUUUCCAUCACCCCACCCCAUUCUCCCACUUUCCAUCACCCCGCCACAUUCUCCCGCUUUCCAUCACCCCUCCCCAUUCUCCCUCUUCCCAUCACCCCGCCCCAUUCUCCCACUUUCCGUCACCCCGCCCCAUUCUCCCGCUUUUCAUCAUUCCGCUCCAUUCUCCCUCUGCCGUCACCCCGCCCCAUUCUCCCGCUUUCCAUCACCCCGCCCCAUUCUCCCUCUUUCCAUCACCCCGCCCCAUUCUCCCGCUUUCCAUAACCCCGCCCCAUUCUCCCGCUUUCCAUCACCCCGCUCUAUUCUCCCGCUUUCCAUCACCCCACCCAAUUCUCCCUCUUUCCAUCACCCCUCCCCAUUCUACCUCUUUCCAUCACCCCGCCCCCCACUCUCCCUCUUUCCAUCACCCGCCCCAUUCUCCAGCUUUCCAUCACCCCGCCCCAUUCUCCCUCUUUCCAUCACCCCGCCCCAUUCUCCCGCUUUCCAUUACCCCGCCCCAUUUCCCCUCUUUCCAUCACCCCGCCCCAUUCUCCUGCUUUCCAUCACCCCGCCCCAUUCUCCAGCUUUCCAUCACCCCGCUCCAUUCUCCCGCUUUCAAUCACCCAGCCCAAUUCUCCGUCUUUCCAUCAACUCCCCCCCCCCCCAUUCUCCCCCUUUCCAUCACCCCGCCCCAUUCUCCCUCUUUCCAUCACCCCGCCCCAUUCUCCCGCUUUCCAUCACCCCGCCCCAUUCUCCCUCUUUCUAUCACCCCGCCCCAUUUUCCCUCUUUCCAUCACCCCGCCCCAUUCUCCCGCUUUCCAUCACCCCGCCCCAUUCUCCAGCUUUCCAUCACCCCGCUCCAUUCUCCCGCUUUCAAUCACCCAGCCCAAUUCUCCCUCUUUCCAUCAACCCCCCCCCAUUCUUCUGCUUUCCAUCACCCCGCCCCAUUCUCCCUCUUUCCAUCACCCCGCCCCAUUCUCCCGCUUUCCAUCACCCCGCCCCAUUCUCCCACUUUCCAGCACCCCGCCCCAUUUUCCCUCUUUCCAUCACCCCGCCCCAUUCUCCCGCUUUCCAUCACCUCGCUCCAUUCUCCCUCUUUCUGUCACCCCGCCCCAUUCUCCCGCUUUCCAUCACCCCGCCCCAUUCUCCCUCUUUCCAUCACCCCGCCCCAUUCUCCCGCUUUCCAUCACCCCGCCCCAUUCUCCCGCUUUCCAUCACCCCGCUCUAUUCUCCCGCUUUCCAUCACCCCGCCCAAUUCUCCCUCUUUCCAUCACCCCUCCCCAUUCUACCUCUUUCCAUCACCCCGCCCUCCACUCUCCCUCUUUCCAGCACCCAACCCCAUUCUACCGCUUUCCAUCACCCCGCCCCAUUCUCCCUCUUUCCAUCACCCCGCCCCAUUCUCCCGCUUUCCAUUACCCCGCCCCAUUUUCCCUCUUUCCAUCAGCCCGCCCCAUUCUCCUGCUUUCCAUCACCCCGCCCCAUUCUCCAGCUUUCCAUCACCCCGCUCCAUUCUCCCGCUUUCAAUCACCCAGCCCAAUUCUCCCUCUUUCCAUCACCCCGCCCCAUUCUCCCGCUUUCCAUCACCCCGCCCCAUUCUCCCUCUUUCCAUGACCCCGCCCCAUUCUCCCUCUUUCCAUCACCCCGCCCCAUUCUCCCUCUUUCCAUCACCCCGCCCCAUUCUCCCUCUUUCCAUCACCCCGCCCCAUUCUCCCUCUUUCCAUCACCCCGCCCAAUUCUCCCUCUUUCCAUCUCCCCGCCCCAUUCUCCCGCCUUCCAUCACCCAGCCCCAUUCUCCCUCUUUACAUCACCCCGCCCCAUUCUCCCGCUUUCUAUCACCCCGCCCCAUUCUCCCGCUUUCCAUCACCCCGCCCCAUUCUCCCUCUUUCCAUCACCCCGCCCCAUUCUCCCGCUUUCCAUCACCCCGCCCCAUUUUCUCUCUUUCCAUCACCCCGCCCCAUUCUCCCGCUUUCCAUCACCCCGCCCCAUUCUCCCUCUUUCUAUCACCCCUCCCCAUUCUCCCGCUUUCCAUCACCCCGCCCAAUUCUCCCUCUUUCUAUCACCCCUCCCCAUUCUCCCCUUUUCCAUCCCCCCUCCCCAUUCUCCCGCUUUCCAUCACCCCGCCCAAUUCUCCCUCUUUCUAUCACCCCUCCCCAUUCUCCCCUUUUCCAUCCCCCCGCCCCAUUCUCCCUCUUUCUAUCACCCCUCCCCAUUCUCCCGCUUUCCAUCACCCCGCCCAAUUCUCCCACUUUCUAUUACCCCUCCCCAUUCUCCCCUUUUCCAUCCCCCCGCCCCAUUCUCCCGCUUUCCAUCACCCCGCCCCAUUCUCCCUCUUUCCUUCACCCGGCCCCAUUCUCCCGCUUUCCUUUACCCCGCCCCAUUCUCCCGCUUUCCAUCACCCCGCCCCAUUCUCCCGUUUUCCAUCACCCCGCCCCAUUCUCCCUCUUUCUAUCACCCCUCCCCCUUCUCCCGCUUUCCAUCACCUCGCCCAAUUCUCCCUCUUUCUAUCACCCCUCCCCAUUCUCCCUCUUUCUAUCACCCCGCCCCAUUCUCCCGCUUUCCAUCACCCCGCCCCAUUUUCCCUCUUUCCAUCACCCCACCCCAUUCUCCCUCUUUCCAUCACCCCGCCACAUUCUCCCGCUUUCCAUCACCCCUCUCCAUUCUCCCUCUUUCCAUCACACCGCCCCAUUCUCCCACUUUCCGUCACCCCGCCCCAUUCUCCCGCUUUCCAUCACCCCGCUCCAUUCUCCCUCUUUCCGUCACCGCGCCCCAUUCUCCCGCUUUCCAUCACCCCGCCCCAUACUCCCUCUUUCCAUCACCCCGCCCCAUUCUCCCGCUUUCCAUCACCCCGCUCCUUUCUCCCGCUUUCCAUCACCCCGCCCAAUUCUCCCUCUUUCCAUCACCCCUCCCCAUUCUCCCUCUUUCCAUCACCCCGCCCAAUUCUCCCUCUUUCCAUCACCCCGCCCCAUUCUCCCUCUUUCCAUCACCCCGCCCCAUUCUCCCUCUUUCCAUCACCCCGCCCCAUUCUCCCGCUUUCCAUCACCCCGCCCCAUUUUCCCUCUUUCCAUCACCCCGCCUCAUUCUCCCGCUUUCCAUCACCCCGCCCCAUUCUCCCUCUUUCUAUCACCCCUCCCCAUUCUCCCGCUUUCCAUCACCCCGCCCAAUUCUCCCUCUUUCUUUCACCCCUCCUUAUUCUCCCCUUUUCCAUCCCCCCCCCCCCAUUCUCCCGCUUUCCAUCACCCCGCCCCAUUCUCCCUCUUUCCAUCACCCUGCCCCAUUCUCCCGCUUUCCUUUACCCCGCCCCAUUCUCCCGCUUUCCAUCACCCCGCCCCAUUCUCCCGCUUUCCAUCACCCCGCCCCAUUUUCCUUCUUUCCAUCACCCCGCCCCACUCUCCCGCUUUCCACCACCCCGCCCCAUUCUCCCUCUUUCUAUCACCCCUCCCCAUUCUCCCGCUUUCCAUCACCCCGCCCAAUUCUCCCUCUUUCUAUCACCCCGCCCCAUUCUCCCCCUUUCCAUCACUCCGCCCCAUUCUCCCGCUUUCCAUCACCCUGCCCCAUUCUCCCGAUUUCCAUCACCCUUCCCCAUUCUCCCGCUUUCCAUCACCCCGCCCCAUUCUCCCUCUUUCCAUCAGCCCGCCCCAUUCUCCCUUUUUCCAUCACCCCACCCCAUUCUCCUGCUUUCCAUCACCCCGCCCCAUUCUCCCGCUUUCCAUCACCCCGCCCCAUUCUCCCUCUUUCCAUCACCCUGCCCCAUUCUCCCUCUAUCCAUCACCUCGCCCGAUUCUCCCGCUUUCCAUCAUCCCGUCCCAUUCUCCCGCUUUCCAUCACCGCGCCCCAUUCUCCCUCUUUCCAUCACCCCGCCCCAUUCUCCUGCUUUCCAUCACCUUGUUCCAUUCUCCCGCUUUCCAUCACCCUGCCCAAUUCUCCCUCUUUCCAUCACCCCUCCCCAUUCUCCCUCUUUCCAUCACCCUGCCCCAUUCUCCCCCUUUCCUUCACCCCGCCCCAUUCUCUCGCUUUCUAUCACCCCGCCUUAUUCUCCCGCUUUCCAUCACCCCGCACCAUUCUCCAGCUUUCCAUCACCCCGCCCCAUUCUCACUAUUUCCAUCACCCCUCCCCAUUCUCCCUCUUUCCAUCACCCCGCCCCAUUCUCAUGCUUUCUAUCACCCCGUCCCAUUCUCCCUCUUUCCAUCACCCCGCCCCAUUCUCCCGCCUUCCAUCACCCCGCCCCAUUCUCCUUCCUUACAUCACCCUGGCCAAUUCUCCCGCUUUCCAUCACCGCGCCCCAUUCUCCCGCCUUCCAUCACCCCGCCCCAUUCUCCCUCUUUCCAUCACCCCGCCCCAUUCUCCCGCUUUCCAUCACCCCGCCCCAUUCUCCCGCCCCAUUCUCCCUCUUUCCAUCACCCCGCCCCAUUCUCUCGCUUUCCAUCACCCCGCCCCAUUUUCCCUCUUUCCAUCACCCCGCCCCAUUCUCCCGCUUUCCACCACCCCGCCCCAUUCUCCCGCUUUCCAUCACCCCACUCCAUUCUCCCGCUUUCCAUCACCCCGCCCAAUUCUCCCUCUUUCCAUCACCCCACCCCAUUCUCCCUCUUUCCAUCACCCCGCCCUAUUCUCCCGCUUUCCAUCACCUUGCCCCAUUCUCCCUCUUUCCAUCACCCCGCCCUAUCCUCUCUCUUUCCAUCACCCCGCACCAUUUUCCCGCUUUCCAUCACCCCGCACCAUUCUCCCUCUUUCCAUCACCCCACCCCAUUCUACUGCUUUCCAUGACCUCGUCCCAUUCUCCCGCUUUUCAUCACCCCACCCCAUUCUCCCGAUUUCCAUCACCCCGCCCCAUUCUCCCGCUUUACAUCACCCCGCCCCAUUCUCCCUCUAUCCAUCACCCCGCCCAAUUCUCCCACUUUCCAUCACCCCGUCCCAUUCUCCUGUUUUCCAUCACCCCGCCCCAUUCUCUCACUUUCUAUCACCCCGCCUUAUUCUCCCGCUUUCCAUCACCCCGCACCAUUCUCCCGCUUUCCAUCACCCCGCCCCAUUCUCACUAUCUCCAUCACCCCUCCCCAUUCUCCCUCUUUCCAUCACCCCGCCCCAUUCUCAUGCUUUCUAUCACCCCGCCCCAUUCUCCCUCUUUCCAUCACCCCGCCCCAUUCUCCCGCCUUCCAUCACCCCGCCCCAUUCUCCUUCCUUCCAUCACCCUGGCCAAUUCUCCCGCUUUCCAUCACCGCGCCCCAUUCUCCCGCAUUCCAUCACCCCGCCCCAUUCUCCCUCUUUCCAUCACCCCGCCCCAUUCUCCCGCUUUCCAUCACCCCGCCCCAUUCUCCCGCCCCAUUCUCCCUCUUUCCAUCACCCCGCCCCAUUCUCUCGCUUUCCAUCACCCCGCCCCAAUUUCCCUCUUUCCAUCACCCCGCCCCAUUCUCCCGCUUUCCAUCACCCCGCCCCAUUCUCCCGCUUUCCAUCAGCCCGCUCCAUUCUCGCGCUUUCCAUCACCCCGCCCAAUUCUCCCUCUUUCCAUCACCCCACCCCAUUCUCCCUCUUUCCAUCACCCCACCCCAUUCUACUGCUUUCGAUGACCCCGUCCCAUUCUCCCGCUUUCCAUCACCCCGCCCAAUUUUCCCUCUUUCCAUCAUCCCGCCCCAUUCUCCCUCUUUCCAUCACCCCGCCCCAUUCUCCCCCAAUCCAUCACCUCGCCCCAUUUUCUCUCUUUUCAUCACCCCGUCCCAUUCUUCCGCUUUCCAUCACCCCGCCCCGUUCUCCCGCCUUCUAUCACCCCGCCUCAUUCUCCAUCUUUCCAUCACCCUGCCCAAUUCUCCCGCUUUCCAUCACCCCGCCCCAUUCUUCCGCCUUCCAUCACCCCGCCCCAUUCUCCCGCUUUCCAUCACCCCGCCCCAUUCUCCCUCUAUCCAUCACCCCGCCCAAUUCUCCCACUUUCCAUCACCCCAUCCCAUUCUCCCGUUUUCCAUCACCCCGCCCCAUUCUCUCGCUUUCUAUCACCCCGCCUUAUUCUCCCGCUUUCCAUCACACCGCCCCAUUCUCCCGAUUUCCAUCACCCCGCCCCAUUCUCCUGCUUUCCAACACCCUGCCCCAUUCUCCCGUUUUCCAUCACCCCGCCCCAUUCUCCCGCUUUCCAUCACCCCGCCCCAUUCUCCCUCUUUCCAUCACCCCGCCCCAUUCUCCCGCUUUCCAUCACCUCGCCCCAUUCUCCCGCUUUCCAUCACCCCGCCCCAUUCUCCCGCUUUCCAUCACCCCGCCCCAUUCUCCCUCUUUCCAUCACCCCGCCCCAUUCUCCCGCUUUCCAUCACCCCGCCCCAUUCUCCCUCUUUCCAUCACCCCGCCCCAUUCUCCCGCUUUCCAUCACUCCGCCCCAUUCUCCCGCUUUCCAUCACCCCGCCCCAUUCUCUCGAUUUCCAUCACCCCGCCCCAUUCUCCAGCUUUCCAUCACUUCGCCCCAUUCUCUCGAUUUCCAUCACCCCGCCACAUUCUCCUGCUUUCCAUCACCCCGCCCCAUUCUCCCGCUUUCCAUCACCCCGCCCCAUUCUCCCGCUUUCUAUCACCCCGCCUCAUUCUCCCGCUUUCCAUCACCCCGCUCCAUUCUCCCACUUUCCAUCACCCCGCCGAAUUCUCCCUCUUUCUAUCACCCCUCUCCAUUCUCCCUCUUUCCAUCACCCCGCCCCAUUCUCCCGCUUUCCAUCACCCCGCCCCAUUUUCCCUCUUUCCAUCACCCCGCCCUAUUCUCCCUCUUUCCAUCACCCCGCCCCAUUUUCCCGCUUUCCAUCACCCCGCCCCAUUCUCCCGCUUUCAAUCAUCCCGCCCCAUUCUCCCGCUUUCCAUCACCCCGCCCCAUUCUCCCGCUUUCCAUCACCCCGCCCCAUUCUCCCUCUUUCCAUCACCCCGCCCCAUUCUCCCGAUUUCCGUCACCCCGCCCCAUUCUCCCUCUUUCCAUCACCCCGCCCCAUUCUCCCGAUUUCCGUCACCCCGCCCCAUUCUCCCUCUUUCCAUCACCCCGCCCCAUUCUUCCUCUUUCCAUCUCCCCGCCCCAUUCUCCCUCUUUCCAUCACCCCGCCCCAUUCUCCAUCUUUCCAUCACCCCUCCCCAUUUCCCCUCUUUCCAUCACCCCGCCCCAUUCUCCCAAUUUCCGUCACCUCGCCCCAUACUCCCUCUUUCCAUCACCCCGCCCCAUUCUCCCGAUUUCCGUCAUCCUGCCCCAUUCUCCUUCUUUCCAUCACCCCGCCCCAUUCUCCCUCUUUCCAUCACCCCGACCCAUUCUCCUGCUUUCCAUCACACCGCCCCAUUCUCCCUCUUUCCAUCACCCCGCCCCAUUCUCCCGCUUUCCAUCACCCCGCCCCAUUCUCCCUCUUUCCAUCACCCGGCCCCAUUCUCCCUCUUUCCAUCACCCCGCCCCAUUCUCCCGCUUUCCAUCACCCCGCCCCAUUCUCCCGCUUUCCAUCACCCCGUCCCAUUCUCCCUCUUUCCAUCACCCCGCCCCAUUCGCCCGCUUUCCAUCACCCCGCCCCAUUCUUCCUCUUUCCAUCUCCUCGCCCCAUUCUCCCUCUUUCCAUCACCCCGCCCCAUUCUCCCGAUUUCCGUCACCCUGCCCCAUUCUCCCUCUUUCCAUCACCCCGCCCCAUUCUCCCGAUUUCCGUCAUCCUGCCCCAUUCUCCCUCUUUCCAUCACCCCGCCCCAUUCUCCCUCUUUCCAUCACCCCGACCCAUUCUCCCGCUUUCCAUCACCCCGCCCCAUUCUCCCUCUUACCAUCACCCUGCCCCAUUCUCCCGCUUUCCAUCACCCCGCCCCAUUCUCCCUCUUCCAUCACCCCGCCUCAUUCUACCUCCUUCCAUCACCCCGCCCCAUUCUCCCGCUUUCCAUCACCCCGCCCCAUUCUCCCGCUUUCCAUCACCCCGCCCCAUUCUCCCGCUUUCCAUCACCACGCCCCAUUCUCCCGCUUUCCAUCACCCCGCCCCAUUCUCCCUCCUUCCAUCACCAUGCCCCAUUCUCCCGCUUUCCGUCACCCCGCCCCAUUCUCCCGCUUUCCAUAACCCGCCCCAUUCUCGCGCUUUCCAUCACCCCGCCACAUUCUCCCACUUUCCAUCACCCCGCCCUAUUCUCCCUCCUUCCAUCACCCCGCACCAUUCUCCCUCCUUCCAUCACCCCGCCCCAUUCUCCCUCCUUUGAUCACCCCGCCCCAUUCUCCCGCUUUCCAUCAGCCCUCCCCAUUCUCCCGCUUUCCAUCACCCCGCCCCAUUCUCUCGCUUUUCAUCACCCCACCCCAUUCUCCCGCUUUCCAUCACCCCGCCCCCUUCUCCCUCCUUCCAUCACCCCGCCCCAUUCUCCCUCCUUCCAUCACCCCGCCCCAUUCUCUCACUUUCUAUCAGCCCGCCCCAUUCUCCCGCUUUCCAUCACCCCGCCCCUUUCUCCCGCUUUCAAUCUCCCCGCCCCAUUCUCCCGCUUUCCAUCACCCCGCCCCAUUCUCCCGCUUUCCAUCACCCCGCCCCAUUCUCCCACUUUCCAUCACCCCGCCCCAUUCUCCCUCCUUCCAUCACCCCGCCUCAUUCUACCUCCUUCCAACACCCCGCCCCAUGCUCCCGCUUUCCAUCACCCCGCCCCAUUCUCCCGCUUUUCAUCACCCCGCCCCAUUCUCCCGCUUUCCAUCACCCUGCCCCAUUCUCCCGCUUUCCAUCACCCCGCCCCAUUCUCCCUCCUUCCAUCACCCCGCCCCAUUCUCCCAUCACCCCGCCCCAUUCUCCCGCUUUCCAUCACCACGCCCCAUUCUCCCGCUUUCCAUCACCCCGCCCCAUUCUCCCGCAUUCCAUCACUCCGCCCCAUUCUCCCGCUUUCCAUCACCCCGCCCCAUUCUCCCGCUUUCCAUCACCCCGCCCCAUUCUACCUCCUUCCAUCACCCCGCCCCAUUCUCCCGCUUUCCAUCACCCCGCCCAAUUCUCCCACUUUCCAUCACCCCGCCCCAUUCUCCUGCUUUCCAUCACCACGCCCCAUUCUCCCGCUUUCCAUCACCCCGCCCCAUUCUCCCUCUUUCCGUCACCCCGCCUCAUUCUACCUCCUUCCAUCACCCCGCCCCAUUCUCCUGCUUUCCAUCACCCUACCCCAUUCUCCCGCUUUCCCCCUCCCCAUUCUCCCGCUUUCCAUCACCCCGCCCCAUUCUCUCACUUUCCAUCACCCCACCCCAUUCUUCCGCUUUCCAUCACCCCGCCCCCUUCUCCCUCCUUCUAUCACCCCGCCCCAUUCUCCCUCCUUACAUCACCCCACCCCAUUCUCCUACUUUCUAUCACCCCGCCCCAUUCUCCUACUUUCCAUCACCCCGCCCCAUUCUCCUACUUUCCAUCAUCCCGCCCAAUUCUCCCUCCUUCCAUCACCCCUCCCCAUUCUCCCUCUUUCCAUCACCCCGCCCCAUUCUCCCUCUUUCCAUCACCCCGCCCUAUUCUCCCGCUUUCCAUCACCCCGCUCCAUUCUCCCGCUUUCUAUCACCCCGCCCCAUUCUCUCGCUUUCCAUCACCCCGCCCCAUUCUCCCGCUUUCCAUCACCCCGCCCCAUUCUCCCGCUUUCCAUCAUCCCGCCCAAUUCUCCCUCCCAUCACCCCUCCCCAUUCUCCCUCUUUCCAUCACCCCGCCCCAUUCUCCCUCUUUCCAUCACCCCGCCCUAUUCUCCCGCUUUCCAUCACCCCGCCCCAUUCUCCCUCCUUCCAUCACCCCUCCCCAUUCUCCCUCUUUCCAUCACCCCGCCCCAUUCUCCCUCUUUCCAUCACCCCGCCCUAUUCUCCCGCUUUCCAUCACCCCGCCCCAUUCUCCCGCUUUCUAUCACUCCACCCCAUUCUCUCGCUUUCCAUCACCCCGCCCCAUUCUCCCGCUUUCCAUCACCCCGCCCCAUUCUCCCGCUUUCCAUCACCCCGCCCCAUUCUCCCACUUUCCAUCACCCCGCCCCACUCUCCAUCUUUCCAUCACCCCGCCCCACUCUCCCGCCUUCCAUCACCCCGCCCCAUUCUCCAUCCUUCCAUCACCCCGCCCCAUUCUCCCUCUUUCCAUCACCCCGCCCCAUUCUCCCGCCUUCCAUCACCCAGCCCCAUUCUCCCUCUUUACAUCACCCCGCCCCAUUCUCCCGCUUUCUAUCACCCCGCCCCAUUCUCCUGCUUUCCAUCACCCCGUCCCAUUCUCCCUCUUUCCAUCACCCCGCCCCAUUCUCCUGCUUUUCAUCACCCCGCCCCAUUUUCCCUCUUUCCAUCACCCCGCCCCAUUCUCCCGCUUUCCAUCACCCCGCCCCAUUCUCCCGCUUUCCAUCACCCCGCUCCAUUCUCCCGCUUUCCAUCACCCCGCCCAAUUCUCCCUCUUUCCAUCACCCCUCCCCAUUCUCCCUCUUUCCAUCACCCUGCCCCAUUCUCCCGCUUUCCAUCACCCCGCCCCAUUCUCCCUCUUUGCAUCACCCCGCACCAUUCUCCCGCUUUCCAUCACUCCGCACCAUUCUCCCUCUUUCCAUCACCCCCCCGCCCCAUUCUCCCGCUUUCCAUCACCCCGCUCCAUUCUCCCGCUUUCCAUCACCCCGCCCAAUUCUCCCGCUCUCCAUCACCCCUCCCCAUUCUCCCUCUUUCCACCACCCAGCCCCUUCUCCCGCUUUCCAUCACCCCGCCCCAUUCUCCCUCCUUCCAUCACCCCACCCCAUUCUCUCCCUUUCCAUCACCCCGCCCCAUUCUCCCGCUUUCCAUCACCUCGCCCCAUUCUCCCGCUUUCCAUCACCCGGCCCCAUUCUCCCGCUUUCCAUCACCCCGCCCCAUUCUCCCGCUUUCCAUCACCCCGCCCCAUUCUCCCGAUUUCCAUCACCCCGCCCCAUUCUCUCGCUUUCCAUCACCCCGCCCCAUUCUCCCGCUUUCCAUCACCCCGCCCCAUUCUCCCGCUUUCCAUCAUCCCGCCCCAUUCUCCCUCCUUCCAUCACCCCGCCCUAUUCUUCCGCUUCCCAUCAUCCCGCCCCAUUCCCCCGCUUUCCAUCACCCCUCCCCAUUCUCCCUCCUUCCAUCACCCCGCCCCAUUCUCUCGCUUUCCAUCACCCCGCCCCAUUCUCCCGCUUUCCAUCACCCCGCCUCAUUCACCCGCUUCCCAUAACCCCACCCCAUUCUCCCGCUUUCCAUCACCCCGCCACAUUCUCCCACUUUCCAUCAGCCCGCCCCCUUCUCUCUCCUUCCAUCACCCCGCCCCAUUCUCCCUCCUUCCAUCACCCUGCCCCAAUCUCCCGCUUUCCAUCAGCCCGCCCCAUUCUCCCGCUUUCCAUCACCCCUCCCCUUUCUCCCGCUUUCCAUCUCCCCGCCCCAUUCUCCCGCUGUCCAUCACCCCGCCCCAUUCUCCCGCUUUCCAUCACUCCGCCCCAUUAUCCCUUCUUCCAUCACCCCGCCCCAUUCUCCCUCCUUCCAUCACCCCGCCCCAUUCUCCCGCUUUCCAUCACCCCGCCUCAUUCUCCCGCUUCCCAUAACCCCACCCCAUUCUCCCGCUUUCCAUCACCCCGCCACAUUCUCCCACUCUCCAUCAGCCCGCCCCCUUCUCUCUCCUUCCAUCACCCCGCCCCAUUCUCCCUCCUUCCAUCACCCUGCCCCAAUCUCCCGCUUUCCAUCAGCCCGCCCCAUUCUCCCGCUUUCCAUCACCCCUCCCCUUUUUCCCGCUUUCCAUCUCCCCGCCCCAUUCUCCCGCUUUCCAUCACCCCGCCCCAUUCUCCCGCUUUCCAUCACACCGCCCCAUUCUUCCGCUUCCCAUCAUCCCGCCCCAUUCCCCCGCUUUCCAUCACCCCUCCCCAUUCUCCCUCCUUCCAUCACCCCGCUCCAUUCUCUCGCUUUCCAUCACCGCGCCCCAUUCUCCCGCUUUCCAUCACCCCGACCCAUUCUCCCGCUUUCCAUCACCCCGCCCCAUUCUCCCUCCUUCCAUCACCCCGCCCCAUUCUCCCGCUUUCCAUCACCCCGCCCCAUUCUCCCUCCUUCCAUCACCCCGCCCCAUUCUCCCUCAUUCCAUCACCCUGCCCCAUUCUCCCGCUUUGCAUCACCCCGCCCCAUUCUCCCGCUUCCCAUAACCCCACCCCAUUCUCCCGCUUUCCAUCACCCCGCCACAUUUUCCCACUUUCCAUCACCCCGCCCCCUUCUCUCUCCUUCCAUCCCCCCGCCCCAUUCUCCCUCUUUCCAUCAACCCGCCCCACUCUCCCGCUUUCCAUCUGCCCGCCCCAUUCUCCCGCUUUCCAUCACCCAGCCCCAUUCUCCCGCUUUCCCCCAUUCUUCCUCCUUCCAUCACCCUGCCCCAUUCUCCCGCUUUCCAUCACCCCGCCCUAUUCUCCCUCCUUCCAUCACCCCGCCCCAUUCUCCCUCAUUCCAUCACCCCGCCCCAUUUUCCCGCUUUCCAUCACCCCGCCCCAUUCUCCCUCCUUCCAUCACCCCGCCCCAUUCUCCCUCAUUCCAUCACCCCGCCCCAUUCUCCCGCUUUCCAUCAUCCCGCCCCAUUCUCCCUCCUUCCAUCACCCCGCCCCAUUCUCCCGCUUUCUAUCACUCCGCCCCAUUCUCCCUCCUUCCAUCACCCCGCCCCAUUCUCCCUCCUUCCAUCACCCCGCCCCAUUCUCCCGCUUUCCAUCACCCCGCCCCAUUCUCCUGCUUUCCAUCACCCCGUCCCAUUCUCCCUCCUUCCAUCACCCCGCCCCAUUCUCCCUCCUUCCAUCACCCCGCCCCAUUCUCCCGCUUUCCAUCAGCCCGCCACAUUCUCCCGCUUCCCAUAACCCCACCCCCUUCUCCCGCUUUCCAUCACCCCGCCACAUUCUCCCGCUUUCUAUCACCCCGCCUAAUUCUCCCUCCUUCCAUCACCCCGCCCCAUUCUCCCGCUUUCCAUCACCCCGCCCCAUUCUACCGCUUUCCAUCAUCCCGCCCCAUUCUCCCUCCUUCCAUCAUCCCGCCCCAUUCUCCCGCUUUCCAUCACUCCGCCCCAUUUUCCCUCCUUCCAUCACCCCGCCCCAUUCUCCCGCUUUCCAUCACACCGCCUCAAUCUUCUGCUUUCCAUCACCCCGCCCCAUUCUCCCGCUUUCCAUCACCCUACCCCAUUCACCCGCUUUCAAUCACCCCGUACCAUUCUCCCUCUUUCCAUCACCCAACCACAUUCUCCUGCUUUCUAUCACCCCGCCUAAUUCUCCCUCCUUCCAUCACCCCGCCCCAUUCUCCCGCUUUCCAUCACCCCGCCCCAUUCUACCCCUUUCCAUCAUCCCGCCCCAUUCUCCCUCCUUCCAUCACCCCGCCCCAUUCUCCUGCUUUCCAUCACCCCUCCCCAUUCUCCCUCCUUCCAUCACCCCGCCCCAUUCUCCCGCUUUCCAUCACACCGCCUCAAUCUUCUGCUUUCCAUCACCCCGCCCCAUUCUCCCGCUCUCCAUCACCCUACCCCAUUCACCCGCUUUCUAUCACCCCGUCCCAUUCUCCCUCUUUCCAUCACCCCGCCCCGUUCUCCCGCUUUCCAUCACCCCGCCCCAUUCUCCCGCUUUCCAUCACCCCGCCCCAUUCUCCCGCUUUCCAUCAUCCCGCCCCAUUCUCCCUCUUUCCAUCACCCCGCCCCAUUUUCCCGCUUUCCAUCACCCCGCCCCAUUCUACCGCUUUCCAUCAUCCCGCUCCAUUGUCCCGUUUCCAUCACCCCGUCCCAUUAUCCCUCUUUCCAUCACCCCGCCCCAUUCUCCCGCUUUCCAUCACCCCGCCCCAUUCUUCCUCUUUCCAUCUCCCCGCCCCAUUCUCCCUCUUUCCAUCACCCCGCCCCAUUCUCCCUCUUUCCAUCACCCCGCCCCAUUCUCCCUCUUUCCAUCACCCCGCCCCAUUCUCCCGAUUUCGUCACCCCGCCCCAUUCUUCCUCUUUCCAUCACCCUGGCUUAUUCUUCCUCUUUCCAUCUCCCCGCCCCGUUCUCCCUCUUUCCAUCACCCCGCCCCAUUCUCCCUCUUUCCAUCACCCCGCCCCAUUCUCCCGAUUUCCGUCACCCCGCCCCAUUCUCCCUCUUUCCAUCACCCCGCCCCAUUCUCCCUCUUUCCAUCACCCCGACCCAUUCUCCCGCUUUCCAUCACCCCGCCCCAUUCUCCCUCUUUCCAUCACCCCACCCCAUUCUCCCGCUUUCCAUCACCCUGCCCCAUUCUCCCGCUUUCCAUCACCCCGCUCCAUUCUACCGCUUUCCAUCACCCCGUCCCAUUAUCACUCUUUCCAUCACCCCGCCCCAUUCUCCUGCUUUUCAUCACCCCGCCCCAUUCUUCCUCUUUCCAUCUCCCCGCCCCAUUCUCCCUCUUUCCAUCACCCCGCCCCAUUCUCCCUCUUUCCAUCACCCCGCCCCAUUCUCCCUCUUUCCAUCACCCCGCCCCAUUCUCCCGAUUUCCGUCACCCCGCCCCAUUCUCCCUCUUUCGAUAACCCCGCCCCAUUCUCCCGAUUUCCAUCACCCCGCCCCAUUCUCACGCUUUCCAUCACCCCGCCCCAUUCUCCCUCUUUCCAUCACCCCGCCCCAUUCUCCCGAUUUCCGUCACCCUGCCCCAUUCUCCCUCUUUCCAUAACCUCGCCCCAUUCUCCCGCUUUCCAUCACCCCGCCCCAUUCUCCCUCUUUCCAUCACCCCGCCCCAUUCUCCCUCUUUCCAUCACCCCGCCCCAUUCUCCCGCUUUCCAUCACCCCGCCCCAUUCUCCCUCUUUCCAUAA
Closterium sp. NIES-65 is the source of this 19019-nucleotide messenger RNA. Lineage: Eukaryota; Viridiplantae; Streptophyta; Zygnematophyceae; Desmidiales; Closteriaceae. The record is from the annotation of a GenBank genome assembly.